ACUUCAAAAUGAGGCCAGACUCCGUAGAUUUGAGUCUUACGAACUUAGGCAGAGAGCAAAUCAACUAAGGAAUGAGACUUCGGUCACAACAAGAUGGGAUAACUAUUGUAACAAUGAACUAUUGAGAGAUAGAAUCUUCGAAGUUCAAGCUUGGAGAGAAAAGCAGAGGUUCACAAGAGAUUGCGUUAAAGACGAGAUAAGGGUGUUAAAAGAAGAGAAACAUGCUACAGAACUGCAUUUAGAGUCUCUACAAGUACCGCUGAUGGUGAUAUCACAGUGCCUGUCUAAUAGAGAUCAGAGAGUCCCACCAGAACUCACUAGAGACCAACUUGGGGAGGAACUAAAAAAGGAGCUGCACAUCACGGAGAAUAGCAAGCGUGUGCUGAUGGACGUCUGUCACAUGGGCUGGGAGAAAAUCAAGGAGCUGACCAACGUACUGUGUCGCCUGGAGCGCGAGAUUAAGAAUAAAGAUGAAACCCUCGACUUGGAGUACCACGUCAAAGACCUCACUCGAGACAGCACCGAUAUCAGCUUCAAAUUGGAUCCUACUAGAGUACCCACUGAAUCAAUGACAGAAGAAAGUUACGCGCACUGCAUACAAAAUACUAUAAAGAUAGCUGAGCAGCUGAUGGCGGAAUCUAAGGACCUUCGGGCGACGAUGUUCAAGAGUCGAGAGCAAGCCAGGAAUCAGAUGUACGCGCAGAGCCAGCAAGUCGAGCUGAUCAUGAGGAGGAGGGUGUACGAUAUACAGAGGGCCAGGAAUGAGAUGGAGUGGCAGAAGUAUAAGUUGGAACAGAAUCUACAAAAGGUAGACAGGGAGAUAGAGACACUGCGAGCGGCGGUAGCAGAUAAAAUAAACCCGACCAAGUUAGUGGAGACGAGGCUGGAAACCAGGACGAGACGGCCAGUACUCGAGCGAGUACAGGACAAACCCAUGCGCGGCCUGAUUGAAGAGUUUGAGAGAGUACACACCAGUCAUAAUAUGCUGGAGAAGAAACUUGAAGAAGCUAUCACGACUUACCACGGCAUGUACAACCACCAUCAACGGGUAACGAAAGACCUUCAAUACAAGAACCAAGCUUUGGAGACGGACAGGCGGCUCAUUGAGAUCAGGAAACCUCUCCACUCUUCUGAUGAAACAGAGUUUAAGAGAAACGUCGGCUACUGUCACAUGAGCGACGAAUUAGUUACUGAUUAAUUAACGGCAACACUGAAAAAUAUUAAUGCUGUUGUUGGUGUUGCCAGGAAUUCGUAAUCAUAUUUAACUUUAUUUCAUAGUUUGCUCUGCAAAAUAUUUAUUUAUAAAUGCAAAGUUAAAUGUUAUUAGAAUGACAUUAGUCAGCACCUUUCAAGGCUUUUACACCAUUAGGUAAAUAUGUAACGCAAUAUUAGAUAAAAACUAUUUAUUUUUUAAAAUAUAAGUUAAAAUAUUAAAUGUUAUAUGUACUUUAUAUUAGGUUUAAGGAAAUCAAAGACUGUCACCAUCAGCGGUCGUGUUCACUAUAAAUAAGUAAAAUACACAUUUAAAAAAUGCUCAUAUUUAUUCAUGUAAUAACAUAACAAGAACUGUGCUGAACUUUAAUAUUAAUUUUACAUUAUAAUAAUAAAUUAUUACAAAUAUAAGCACGUCAUGAUCUUUGUGACAAUACACCUUGUAACAUAACAAGCAUUUGAUGUAAAAACACACAUUUAUUUAAUUAAUUAUUUAUGUUAUUAUAUUCAUAAGUUUAUCACACUUGCAUUGCUCAAAAGGUGGGCAGUAGUGACUUGUAGGACAGCCUCUCUUUUCUGUUAUCAGAGUUGGAAUAGAUUCCAUUAUACAUGUAACUCUGGUGACCAACAGUUUGUAAUAAAUAAUAAUAUAACAAGUAUGUACUAUAUAUUGUCUAAACACGUAACAAUAUAAUACUCAGCGUGGAAUGUGUGUUCAAACUAUUCAACAUUUUUACAUCAAAUGAGAUUCAAGGCACUGAAAAUAGUGAGUCAAUACCAUGUAUUCGACAGGAAAAAUUCGAUAAACUUUUAAUGGUAAUUUAAUCAAUAAUUAAUCGAUAACGGAAAUUUAUCAUUCGAUUCACCAUGUACACGCUUAAAGCUGCAAUUAUGAGUAGGAUU
Molecule: messenger RNA, 2115 nt
Organism: Spodoptera litura
Lineage: Eukaryota; Metazoa; Arthropoda; Insecta; Lepidoptera; Noctuidae
Product: tektin-B1
Biological process (GO): cilium assembly; cilium movement involved in cell motility
Cellular component (GO): nucleus; microtubule cytoskeleton
Source: RefSeq, a predicted model, not a curated record